This is a messenger RNA of Motacilla alba alba, 2891 nucleotides long. RefSeq lists its product as uncharacterized. The transcript is spliced from 5 exons. Lineage: Eukaryota; Metazoa; Chordata; Aves; Passeriformes; Motacillidae. Gene Ontology annotation, cellular component: axoneme. Gene Ontology annotation, biological process: axonemal central apparatus assembly; cilium movement. The coding region runs from base 2036 to 2686 and encodes 216 amino acids. The record is from RefSeq and is a predicted model, not a curated record.
GUGAGGGUGUCGGCCAAAGCCCAGUACAGCAGGUACAGCAUUGAGCCUGCCUCACCCGUCAACUUUGGAGCCAUGGUCAAGGGCACCAAGAAGACCCAGACUGUUGUGCUGGAGAACAAAGGGGUGCUCAGCUUCAGCUUCCACAUCCGCCAAGCACCCAAGGAGGCAUUGGGAAGCAAAAGGUACGAGCAGCCCUGACCACCCUUCCUGUCUGAGGAGGCAGCAGCCCCUGGCUGGUAUGUGGCAGGCAGCCAGGAGACCUGGGCUGUCGUCCAUUUGCAUCCCUGGCCUGGGGAGAGGGAGCAAAAAGCCACCUCAGUAUCCCCAUGUGUACCAUAAAGCUGGUGAUAAAGCUGCCCUGUCCAGCAAUGGGAGCUGCAGGCUGCUCUCUGGGAGGCAUCAGGAGCAGGAAGGCUUUCCCCUCUGAGCAGGAAGGCCAGCUUUGGCCUGAGAGGAAGGCAGGGGAGCUCAGCAUGACACAUACCUCUGCUUUCUGCUCUCAGUUCCAAGCAAAUGGAAUCUGCAGAGCGCUCCACGAGAAGGAAAUCGAGCUCCUUGACAACACAGGUGGGUGACUCCUGCUCCCCAGCAGUGCUGCUGCAGGGGAUGUGGGAAGAUGCUGCUGUGGCCAGGCUGGGGGCUCAUUGCCAUGGGGUGGGCCAUGGUCUGCAGGAUGGCGUCCAGUAUCUGCUCAGUCCCCCUGGCAGUCCUGUGCUCUGGCUCUGACCUGGAGUUGUGGGGUCAACAGAGGGGAGCAGGUCCUGUGUUUGGUAGCUGCCAGCCAGCAUAGGUCUGUGAACACCACAGAAGCAAAAACCUGCCCCACUGAACUGCCAGUCCACAGAGCUUAGACAACAUUGCUUUUUCUUCUUGCCAGUCCCCUACCUCUCUCCCAUCAUUCCUUACAGCUGUUUCUGCUCUCCUCUGGAGGCUGAAGGAUCACAGCUACCACCUUCCUUCUUUACACUCCAACUCCUUUCUCUCUGCCACUUGGGUCAGGCUUGCAGCUCCUUGGCUUGUUGCUCUCAGCCUGGGGCUGCCUUUGGCCCAUGGAGUCAUCCUUCCCUGCCCUGGGACUGGCUGCUUGGGCCCAGCUGCAGGCCAAGGCAGGAUGUACUCUUUGCUGGGGUGCUCAAGGCACAGCUAGUAGCCAUCAGCCUCUCCUGGAACUUUUUCUGCAGGAUCACCUCAGUCUUGGCAUGUUCACGGUGUCCCCCUGCUCCGGCUCCAUCGGUCCGUGGGGCCAGCAGGAGAUCAGAGUGGAAUGCCUCGCAGGGCAGGAGGGGACAUGUGAGGAGCAGCUCAGCAUUGACAUCACGGGCAGAGACCCCAAGGACAACCCCCUUGGCAUUGCCUUCACCCUGAUUGCCCAGUCCUGCCUCCCAGGUACCUACUGCCCACAGUGCCCGUGGUCACACCUGCUGCUGAUCAGCACCUAAACUUGCUGCUUGGAUAGAGAGGCAUGCCAGCCCUGGUGUCCCCCCUAAAAUCCUCAGAGGUUCCAGCCCUCUUUGAGUCCACCAGUGGACUCAUCCCUUCCAGGCUGAGAGGGAAGCAUGGAAGGAUGAAAGGAAAGCGGUGCACUCCAAGACUGAGGCUGACUGAGCUCCAUCCUACCAGCCAGCUCCCCCAGCCUAGGCUGGCUUUAGCAGUCACCCGGGCAGAAAGGGCUUAUCAAGGCUUCUGAGAGGCCAGCAGGGUCCAGAUAAAUUUAUCAGGGAGGCUUCUCCAUGCUCAUCCCUCUGGUGUGUCCACAGCAUUCAUUGAGGAUGUCACAUUAAUCUUCGAGGAGUACCCGAUCUUCAGCAGCACCAACCUCAAGCACAAGCUGCAGUCGGUGGAAGGCACCGGCCUGUAUGUCAGGGAUGAGAAGACAUUCAUCUUCAGCAAGGUUCAGGUUGGGCAACAGGCUGAGGCUCAUUUCAAUAUCUACAACGCAAGUUGUCUGCCAUGCGACGUGGUCCUCUCCAUCAAACCCCUGCCUGGAGAGGAACAAAGCCUUAUCAACAGCAUUUUCAAGCUGCAUCCACUCAAGAUGUCAGUUCCUGGCUCAUCCUCUGCUGUUUCCACGGUGACCUUCAUCCCACCAGAGGAGCAGAAAUACGACUGCAUUUUCAGGGCUUCCCUUGUCAUCCCAAAAGGUUUCAUGAUGCACAACACAGGGGAGGUAGCCCUGAAAUACUCCUGGGAGAAAGCUGCAGAGAGUGAACCAGUGAAGAAGCCAUACUCAACCACUCUGAUGCGUCGGUUCCUCUCCUAUGAUACCGUGAAGCAUUGCAGAGAGCUGCUGCAUCUUUUGUGGUGGGAGCAGGACCAUCCUCCUGAGAUGCCUGAUGAAGUGCAGCGGCUGUGGUGGCCUGACAAGCAGCAGCAGGAGCAGCAGGAGCGCUCCAAGAAGCUUCGCCGCUCAAAACAAAAUAACCUCUCUCCAAAGCGUGCCAGCUCCUCCCUGGAAAUCUUCCCAGAUGUUAUCAAUGAGCUGUUCUCCAUCAGCCCCUACCAUGGCACCAUCGCUCCUGGCCAGAAGCAGACCUUUCACCUGCAGUUCUCCCCAAAGUGCGCAGGGAACUUUAAGACCACCCUGCUGUGCAGGAUUCCUAACCUGGAGCCAAGGCAGAAGAUGGGGCAGGUGAUUGUGAAAGGCACAGCCCAGGAGCAGAAGAUUGUUGAUGAACCAUUGGAGUAGAUGGAGAAAGGCCAGGGACCCAAGAAGGAGGUGCUCUGGAGACCAACACCUGAGGAACAGCAUUUGUGUCAGCUGGAGCAUCCGGCAGGAGCCGGCGACAUCGUGCCUUCUGCUGCUGAUGGUCUCCCACCCUUCACCAGAGACCUCUGCAGCUACCCUGCCAAGCUCCAGUGAACACCUCUGGCUUACCUUUUAGUUAGCUAAG